Babjeviella inositovora NRRL Y-12698 is the source of this 2637-nucleotide messenger RNA. RefSeq lists its product as uncharacterized. The transcript has a single exon. The record is from RefSeq and is a predicted model, not a curated record. NCBI's taxonomy places the organism in Eukaryota, Fungi, Ascomycota, Pichiomycetes, Serinales. The coding region runs from base 1 to 2637 and encodes 878 amino acids.
AUGGCCCCAAACUCCCAAAGACGCCCAGAAUCGCUGUCCGCGAUGAAAGGUCUCACUGCUCCGUGGUUUCUCACCGAUAGGGGAAGUGAGAGAAGAUCCAAAACCUCCCGCUUUACAGCGACCGAUCUUAUUGCGAAUCCUGUCCUGAUUCUGGGAUCGUUUGGAAAGGUCGGCCAAGCUGAUGCCACCUCUAUGCCUGCUCCGAAAACUGCCAAGCCGGGAAAACCAAAGACACUGGACCUGGAGAAUGCGAUACCAACACAUGAUGAAGAGGCAAGCGACGGCUCAGAAACUACUGGAUCGACGAAUAUACAGGUUGACGUCCACCGUAAAAUCACAGAAACUACUACCUUGCCUUCAGGCCCCCUUUUGACCCCCGAGCGUAGCCCUGGUUCCCACCGUCUUUUGAACAGAACCGAUUUGACCAUUUCUCCAUCCACAAGAACGUCAAUCAUGCUAGAUGACGAUUUCCCAACAAGUAGUUCUCGCAUCUCAAAAAGCCGGACGUACCACGGACGCCGAACGAUCAAGCUGGGUGGACAAACGACUACGUUGAGUGAUGACGAAUUCACUGCGCCAGUGAACAUAGUUCAGGAUGGGCUGAGCACUAUUCCUUAUGAAGAACUGACAUCUUUAAAAAAGCCUAAUCAUCGUCUACAUCCUUUCGAAAUAGCGUCAGCCAUGCCCAAGCAAGAAAAGGCGACUCGAAAGGAUAUACCUGAAGUGAGUUUAAAGCGUUCAAGGAAAGAAAGGGUAAACCCCGGGGGAGUUACAUCAAAGGGAAACUCACAGGGACCUACGGAAAAGCAAAAUAAAAGGCCAACGAAAAGUCCAAAAUAUCACCCAGGACUACUGACCUCAGUGGAGCAAAAAUUGGGAGACAGCCCGGCGGCGAAAGCUUCUGACGUUUGGGACUUGGUGGAAGAAGUCACUCGGGAGGUGACCCAGAGCCCCAAGACCCGUAAAGUGUUUGAUACAACGAGAAAUGUACUGAUAAAGGUCCCCAGACACGGCAUAGAAGCCGAUACGUUCGCCCAGUCGGUAGCACGGAAGCUCGACUUCUCCAGUUACACAUCCGGAAGGGUCUCCCCCAAGCCAGAAUCCGGCCGAAAGCUCGGGUCAGUGCCGGAUGGGCCAGACAGGGAUACUUUAUCUAAUUUCUCUCCGUUUGUAGAGAAAUCAGAUACCAAAACCUACAAAGCCAUGCGAAGCUUUCGCUACGCCCCAGACGACGAACCCGGUACGUAUGUCAGUGAUGAGGCUUCCGACUCUGAAACCUCCCAGGAACCGACAGCGUCUCCGUUAAAGCCACCUAAUAACAUCCACGACCUGAGAGCCGCAGCCAAAAGCAAGGUACACUCGGAUAUCCUCUACACGUUUGAGAGUUUCGAAGGGAACUCCCUCUCGCAGCACCACUCGGCCAUGUUGGAAACCACAUUGAGGUUGUUUGAUGUUUCGUUCGCAGACGAGUUCAAGACCAUGGGAGGUUUCCCAGAGCACGUUUUGGAGCGAAUUUGGAGCUCUGGGGACUUUGUUCUUCAGCUUCUGUUGCUCCUCUCGUGGGUUGUUUUGUGCAAUAACUCGGCCGCUCUGGGGGUCCCCCAGGACGCGGUGGAUGCCCAGAUCGUAUCGCAUCCUUGCCAGACUGCGCAGGUCAUCUCCUCGUUGCUUGAGGUGGAUCAGAGCUUGAAUGUGCACAUGAAAACGGUGGGGGUCUCCAAGAUCUGCGAGAUUGCCUUUGCGGAGUUGUACGCAAAGUUGCAGAGGGUGACGGACGAACGGUACAAAAAGAUCCCCGACGUCAGCUCCGAAAAGUUGAUCUCUCCCAGCUACUUUGCCUUCCAGCUUAUCAUGUGCGUGAUCAACAUCGCCGGCUCGGGGGAGACUAUGGUGGCGCAGAAUGCCCUCCGGACGCUUCAGAGCAUCCACUACUCGGUAUUGGAGAUUUUUAACCGCCUGUAUGGUGCAAACCCUGCCUUAUCUUCCCAAGAAGAGUACAUAAACACCACCCUCGCGCUUUUGUCUGUUAAACACACUCUUCCGCACGUCCUGUCUGACGAAGGACUCCAGGCUUUUGCACACAAUAUCGCUGCCUUUGUGGAAAGCAUCAGUCCUGAGGAGGUUUUUGCGUGUAAAACCGCCCAUGACCCCAGGGUUAGUGCGUUAAAUGAAGCAUUGCAGUUGCUUAUCUUGCUCGACAAGCGAGCGGUCUUUUCGCCUGCCCUCGUGGAGCAAGUCGUAACUUUGGCGGUGCACUUUGCCGUUCCGUCCGGGCUCGAGAACAGCGAAACCCCGCUCUAUGCACUUGGGUUGUUGGUAAAAAACAUUGCCUCUCCGCUGGUGCUCCCCGAGUUAAAGUACAAGAAGAAUUUGGGCCCUUUGGUCGAGGCGAUCCUGUCCUGGUGGUUGCGUAUCGAGGAGGACGACUCGCUCACUGGCCACUGUUACGGAUAUUUAUGCUACGUGGUGGGCCGUGUAAUGACCAGCGAAAACCCAAGGUUGGCCCGCAACCAGAUGGCAAAACUAAGAGGCAUCAGGAAAGAGCUUGAGAAAGGUUUGCAGAUCUUUCGGACCAUGUCGCCGGAGUUUGAGAUGCAAGUCCUGGCAUUUUUCGAAAAAAUGAAGAGCGUGUCAUGA